AUGAAUUUUAAUAAUUCUAAUGAUAGUAAGACAUUAUUUAGUGCAUGUUUUUUUUGUUUAUUAAUACUAGAAUAUCCUCAAUUUAAAAAAAGUUACACUGACGAUGUUCCUAAAUUAUUAAGUUCUAAACUUCUUAUGGGAUGGGCUUUAUUAGAUGAUUAUUGUAAUAAUCAUUUUGUACCUCUUAUGCGCUCUCCUCAUAAUAAGCUUUUAAAAGAAUGUGUACUAUGUGUAGAAGAACAAGAACAAUAUAACAAUAUGCAAUUAAAUCGUGAAAUGAGAACUAUUGAUAAAUGUUUUGAAAAAAAGGAAAACAAUAAUAAUGAGAAAGAUAAUAUAUCUUCUUUUUCUUGCAAUGACUAUUCUGCUCGAUUAUCUGAGUGGUUACAGAUAUUAGAUCAUGCUUCUAAUAAUAUAUUUUCUUCUCUAAAAAAAUGUUCCGUUGCAAUCAGUUCUGCAAAUGUUGAAUUAGAGUUGCAUUUAAUUUCAAAAAUAAAGCUAUGUGUAGAAACUUUGGAAUCCCUUGAACGAUGUAAAACUUAUUUAAAAAAAUGA
Messenger RNA from Pneumocystis murina B123, 555 nucleotides. RefSeq lists its product as hypothetical. The transcript is spliced from 2 exons. The record is from RefSeq and is a predicted model, not a curated record. Bases 1 to 555 code for a protein of 184 amino acids. Lineage: Eukaryota; Fungi; Ascomycota; Pneumocystomycetes; Pneumocystales; Pneumocystaceae.